CGUCUCAUUGUUAGCAACAUGACGACGACCGCAACCAAGCACUCUACGCUGCUUUGCGUACUGGGUUUGCUCUUUGUGCUCCUUGUGAAGGAAGGCCAUGCGGCUUGCCCGCAUGAGGACGGAAGCCUCGUCCGAUGGUCGACAGCAGUUUCGGCUUCCGGUGGCCAGCAGGUGGUGGUUGGUGCCGGACAGCGUCUCCUGUUCGACCUGGCUGCUUCUCCGCUCUACUCGCACGUCUACAUUGAUGGCGAGGUUGUGUUUGACAUGGCUAUGUCAUCUGUUGAGCUCCACUCCUAUGGUGUCACUAUCCGAAGCGGCGGCAAGCUGACCGUUGGUUCCGAGUGCUGCCCGUACACGUCCAAGGCGAUGAUUGAGCUGCAUGGGUCGAGCUCGGCGGCCAACCCGGACGGAGUUGGAGUCAAGGUCCUCGGCGUCCUCUCUGGCGGCGCGCUCAACCUGCACGGUGAGGUGGCCGGGCCGACUUGGACCCAGAUGGCGGCGACGGCCAACGUCGGCGCGACUAGCAUCACGCUCAAAGAGUCUGUGGCGUGGGCGGUCGGCGACGAGAUCAUCAUUGCGUCGUCCGACUACGACUGGGAGCAGACCGAGGAGGUAACCAUCACUGCGGUUGCAGGCAACACGGUCACGUUCACGCCUGCGCUUACCUACAUGCACUACGCAGCGAUCGAGCACGGGAUGGACCUGCGGACCGAGGUGGGACACCUCACCCGCAACAUCCUGAUCCGCGGCGCGGGUGACUCAGAUGCGCAGGCCUUUGGUGCGCACGUCAUGGCACUUGCGGGCUUUACCGAGGUCAAGAUUGAGGGCGUCGAGGUGACCAAGGCCGGACAGGCCGGCGUGAUGGGCCGGUACCCGAUUCACUUUCAUAUGGUGGGCGACGCGGCGGGCCAGGCGUACGUCAAGGACUGCGGUAUCCACCACAACUUCCAGCGGUCGAUCACUAUCCACGCCACCCACAACCUGCUUGUCGAGCGCAAUGUGCUUUACCACACCAAGGGUCACUCGCUCUUCCUGGAGGAUGGCAUCGAGACCGGCAAUCAGCUGCUGCACAACCUGGUGGUGACCGCCAUCGAGGCCGCGCCUGGCGAGCUGUUGCUCGACUCGGACGAGGAUGCGACGCUCAUCUGGAUCACCAACCCUAACAACGUGAUUGUGGGCAACGCGGCGGUGGGAGCCGACCGCCACUGCCUCUGGUUUGCCAUGCCCGAGCACCCGCUCGGCCCGUCGUUCGACGCCAACAUCUGGCCGCGGUUUACCCGCCUCGGACAGUUUGACCACAACCGUGCGCACUCGUGCGGAUCGCGGGCGCUGAUGAUCGACGACGGUGCAGCGGUCAACACCGGGACCGAGGGCUACAACUGGCGGCCGCGGACGACCGAUGACAGCUCGGGCGACCCGGUGGUUGCGGUCAUGAACGGCCUUGUUCUCUACCGCGCCGGCGACCGGUGCAUCUGGACUCGCGGCACGCACAUGGAGUUCCACGGGAGCUUCUUUGCGGACGCUGCCAUUGGCACCACCUUUGCCACCAACGGCGGCCUCUGCGCUGUCCGCAAUUCGAUCUACAUCGGUGAGACCGGAAACAUGGGUACGCCCAAGCAGUACACUCCGGUCUCAUCGUUUGACGGCCGGACUCUGCCCAAGCCGUGGGAUGCUGACCAUCUCAUCUCGGGCUGGGACUACUACGACGGGCCGAAUGGUGUCGAAAACGCGCGGUUCUACAACUUUAGGCCCAACUCGCAGCGCUCGUCGGCAGCCAUCUCCAUGCUUCGCCAGGACCAAUUCUCGCUCACGCCGUCCAACUUUGCCCACGACGUUCAGCUCAUGGUGGGCGGCGAUCGCAUGGUCCAUCUUGCCGAACACGUCCACGACGGUGACUUUAACCUUGUCUUCCGUGAUCUCGACGGCUCGGUUACCGGCCGCCCACCAGUCGGCGACAACAUCCCUGUUGUCGUCGCCGACAACCCGUUCCUCGUCACCUCGUCGUGCGUCUCCAUGCCGGCGUGGGAGGCCCACGUUUGCCCGGACCACUUUAAGUGGCUCCGGGUCUCAACGACUGGUGUAACCAACUGGCUUGGCCAGACAACCGGACUCACCCUCAUCCGCGACGACAAGACCUCUGCGCCGUUCCACCUCUGCGGCUCGGGCGAGUCGUGCCCGCUCUCCGCUGGCGACAACCCGCGCGGCUUUGGCGCGACCGUCAUCACCCGCAAGGCCUAUCACGUCCAGUUCAACUCGGGGCCGCCGACCCGGGUCCACACCACCUUCCAGCACGCCGACCUCUGGUUCGACAAGGCUGCCGGCGAGUACAACUACAUCCGCCUCGCCUUCUGCUUCCCGCCCGGCACCACCAUCUCGUCGCUGCAGUACAACUACAAGACGACAACAACUCCAGCAUCCUCGCUGGCCGCCAUGGACGCCGCUCCGUUCUCGUCGAGCUGGUCGACCCGCGGCAAUGGCAUGUGGUUUGUCGACUCGGGCGCUGGCAAGAUCUAUGUCAAGCUCUACCCGUACGAGGAGCGGACUGCCGAGAACAUGCUGCUCGGCUACCCGGCCGCCGACCUCACCAUCGACGUUUCGCUGCCUGGCGGCACCUCGUCGACCUUGACCACCUGCUCGGUCUCGGGCACCUCUGAGACGCCCGACUACCGCUCCGUCCCGCCCCCGGCGCCGGUCCCUGCCCCGCCGCCGCUUGUGCCUGCCCCGCCAGCUCCGCCCCGUGGCGCACCGAACGCAUACGGCGGAUGCUCGGCCCCCACUCCGGCUCCGACUCCAGCCCCGACUCCGGCCCCGACUCCGGCCCCGACUCCGGCCCCGACUCCGGCUCCGACUCCGGCCCCGACUCCGGCCCCGACUCCGGCCCCGACUCCGGCCCCGACUCCGGCCCCGACUCCGGCUCCGACUCCGGCUCCGACUCCGGCUCCGACCCCGGCUCCGACUCCGGCCCCGACUCCGGCCCCGACCCCUGCCCCGACUCCGACUCCGGCCCCGACCCCAGGCCCGACUCCGGCCCCGACCCCAGGCCCGACUCCGGCUCCGACCCCGGCUCCGACCCCUGCCCCGACCCCGGCCCCGACCCCAGGCCCGACCCCGGCUCCCACCCCUGCCCCGACCCCGGCUCCGACUCCAGGCCCGACUCCGGCGCCCACGCCAGGCCCGACUCCGGCGCCCACCCCGGCGCCCACUCCGUCAACGGUGACCUGCGGCUUUGGCCAAGUGCCGAACCCGUCGUCAACCGCGUGUGUGGCGGCAACGAUCGAGAGGAUGACGUGGACGGCGGCCGGGCUCAGCCGCGACGGCACGGCGACGCCGUCGACGCCUUUCUUCGCCGUGCUAAGCGUGCCGACUGGAUCGGUGCGGCGCGGGCUGCUCCAGGUCGGCGGGUCGGCUGUGACACUGUCGGCAACGCCUGCAUCGACGCGUGCGGUGCUGGAGCUGGUUGUCGGCUACUCGCCGUCGACGUCGGACCGGCUCGCCGCCAACGGACAGGCCGGUGAGCGGCAGUCGGUUGUCUUGGCCGACGCCGCCUCGCGUUCGACGUACUACGUCACUAUCCGGUCGAACGAGCCGACGUCGAUCACGUUUGCAGCUGAAGCCGGCAACGCCGACAACGUCCAGGUCUCGGGCGCUAGCACGAGCGGUAGCUCAAGCUCGGGCAUGCCUGUGUGGAUGUACGGCGCCAUCGGCGCGGGCGUCGUCGUUCUCUGCGUCGCCGUGGCGAUCGUGGUUGUCGUCCGUCGGCGCUCGUCGUCAUCGGCCUUUGUCUACACGGGCGACUCGUUCACGUCGGCGUACAACACCACCGACACCAUGCCGCUGGACACGUUCCCGGCGACUACUACAAUGGGCCGACUCUCGGAGCCGCCCAAGCCCAUGUUCCCACCAGCGUCGGCGGCUGUCGAGCGGGUCCGCGCCAAGUACGCGUUCUCGGGCGCCAACCACGACGAACUCGACUUUAGCAAGGGCGAAACCAUCCUUGUCCACGUCAUCCACGACGACGGUUGGGCGCUGGGCCAGAUCGAAGGCUCGUCGCGCCGCGGCGUUUUCCCCUACAACUAUGUCGAGCCGGCGCCAGCCGCCGCCGUUGUCGCCAAGCCGCCCCUCCGCCCGCUCCCGCUCUCCCGCGCGAGCCCGAGCCCGGGCUCCCGCCCGGGUCAGGUCUUUGCCGGUGAUACGGUUGCCCCAGGCCCGUUCCGCUCGGCCGCCAAGUCGCAGACCGCGCCCAAGCCCCUGCCCAAGCCCUUGCCCAAGCCGCUGACCGCGCCCAAGCCGGCACCCAAGCCCCUGCCCAAGCCGGCACCCAAGCCCAAGCCUAUGCUUGCGCCCAAGCCAGGCCAGCACCACUGGUAAGCAGCCACGGAUAAACCGUUUUCCCAUACCGA
Thecamonas trahens ATCC 50062 is the source of this 4400-nucleotide messenger RNA. Its product is annotated as G8 domain-containing protein. Gene Ontology annotation, molecular function: protein binding. Bases 19 to 4368 code for a protein of 1449 amino acids. NCBI's taxonomy places the organism in Eukaryota, Apusomonadida, Apusomonadidae. The transcript is spliced from 2 exons. The record is from RefSeq and is a predicted model, not a curated record.